Neodiprion virginianus is the source of this 1269-nucleotide messenger RNA. Its product is annotated as thyrotropin-releasing hormone receptor-like. Bases 1 to 711 code for a protein of 236 amino acids. The transcript has 2 exons. Gene Ontology annotation, cellular component: plasma membrane. Lineage: Eukaryota; Metazoa; Arthropoda; Insecta; Hymenoptera; Diprionidae. The record is from RefSeq and is a predicted model, not a curated record. Gene Ontology annotation, molecular function: G protein-coupled receptor activity. Gene Ontology annotation, biological process: G protein-coupled receptor signaling pathway.
AUGUCCGAUUAUCACAUGGAGAUGUACACCGACGGAUCGCUGGUUCCGGUUUGCCUCAUAGAAGCUAACGAGGCAUGGAGGAGCGCGUUCUUUGUAACAACGAUAGUGAUAUUCUUCUUCGUGCCGCUUUUCAUCCUCGUUAUCCUGUACACUAUAAUAGCGAGACACCUGAUGGCUAACCCGACGAUAAGUCGAGGUCCUGCGAACAACUUGCUCAAGUAUCGAAAGCAGGUCGUCCUCAUGCUGGGAACCGUCGUCCUCAGCUUCUUCGUAUGCCUCCUGCCCUUCAGGGCAUUUACACUUUGGGUGAUUUGCGGCUCCCAGGAUUCGAUGAUCGGCCUUGGUAUCGACGGCUACUACGGCGUCCUUUACUUCAGCAGGGUGAUGCUGUAUCUGAACUCGGCGGUAAAUCCGAUCCUCUACAAUCUUAUGUCGACGAAAUUUCGCGAGGGAUUUUUGAGGCUCUGUGGCAUCGGCGUGAAGAAGAAGGCUCCCGGUAGAACGGGCACUUACACAACAGGAUCGACAAACUGCAGUUCCAAUCAUUCGGACUUCUGGCGGAGGCACAGCAGCAAUAAAAGCUGCAGCGUCAAAACGCCGAACAACCCCGUUGAAAAACAGCUCAAACUUCCGCUCCUCUCCUCCGUCACCGAUGGUAUAAUCAGAAAGAAACAGGAGAGUUAUGUGCUGAAUCAGAGGUCGAGAGAUUAAUUUAUGGAGAGUUAAUGAAACUGUCACUGGCCAAAAUUCUACUACUUACCUGUAGGUAAGCUCUCGUUAUAUAUCGCUCGUCAUUUAUACCUACAAAACUAUAUUACACGGUUAUUAAAUGUUAUUAAUGUUGUCAGUGUUGAUUAUCAUUGAAUCAUACAUCAGCCAUACAUUUACAUAUGAAAAAUAUACUAUCACAUGAGCGUAAAGCCUACACUGUGUACCUGGAGGAUAUUUAUUGCUUUUGCAGUUUUUAUCACAAUUGAAAUACUGUUCAACCAAAUCGUUAUGUUAUUUUUAUGUUUAUUUCUUUAUAAAUAUAUAAAUAUAUAUAUAUAUAUUUUUUUUCUCUCUAUAUGUUCUAGAGAACGAUUCAGAAACAAGCAGAAGGGAAUAAUUUAUAUUGUUUCUCACCUUCAUCUAGUCAGCUCUGAGCUAUCGGCACAAAGCCUUUGUUUAUAUAUUAUAAUAUUACGAUUAAUUCGAGACUGCACGCACUCAUGCUCAUACUGUGUUUAUAACAGAGUUUUAUUGUUGUAUUAUUAACGAGUGUGUACC